Molecule: messenger RNA, 377 nt
Organism: Paramuricea clavata
Lineage: Eukaryota; Metazoa; Cnidaria; Anthozoa; Malacalcyonacea; Plexauridae
Source: the annotation of a GenBank genome assembly
AUCUUGAGAAGAACCCGUUGGUGGAGCCCGUUCAAUAUCGUCCUGAGCUGGGAUCGGAUCUGAACAGACUCGCACAAGAUGCUAAUGAGAUGCUUGAGAAAGUCAUGCACCGUCUUGCUGACCGCGUGCGCCAACGUCGUAUCCAAAUGUUCCCGUUGUUUGAGGAUUACGACCGCAUACACAACGGGACAGUCUCGCGCACUCAGUUCCAUCGUGUCCUCAGCGAACUAGACAUUGGCAGUUUGGUUAGCAGUCGUGAGUUCACUGUACUGUACAAGAAAUUCGAUGUCCUCAUCGGUGGAAAACAUGAUUUCAACUACAUCACGUUCUGUGAUCUGGUUAACGAGUAUGCGCAGUUCGAACAUGGUAAACCGUAA